UGCAGACUAGAACCAGGACAAGAACAGGAAUCCAUCGGUAGUCUCGAACUGGAAGAACCGCGUGACCUGUUAUUUGUCAAGACUCUGAGAAACCAGGCAAAAACCCUGUGUCAUGUUCGGACGGAAGCGAAACAGAAGGAGGGUCCAUCCCCACCGAUCGGUGAAGAAGUCGAUGCACAUCACUGACACUGCUUUUCUAUUCAUGUGAAUGACUAACUGGCCGUGGGACCCGUUAUCGGGCUGGACCCAUCGCUGUCACAUUUCCAAAGCUCAGCCCAGCUGAUCAUGUAUACCAUUCUUGCGAUAUCUCCAAGGUCUCCAAACGCCUUGGCUCGGAUGCCGUGGUGAUAUCUCCGAUCGUGUUCAUCCCGGCUGUCUUUUUUUGCAGUUACAUUCGUCUCCGAUCACCAACACAGGCUCUCGUGAUGUCGGCCUUUCAGGAAGCAAACAAGGACCUGGACUAUGACGUCCUCGUCAUAGGUGCGGGGCUGUCGGGAAUCUACAGCCUGCAUCACCUGCGCGAGCUCGGCCUGCGCGUCAAGGCCAUCGAGGCAGGCGAAGCAGCAGGAGGCACAUGGUUCUGGAACCGCUACCCUGGGGCUCGGUUCGAUUCCGAGUCUUUUUCGUACAUCUUCUCCUUCUCACAAGAGCUCCUGGACGAAUGGAGCUGGACGGAACACUUUGCGCCACAGCCCGAAACGUUAAAAUACGUCAACUUCAUGGUGGACAAGUUCGAUCUCAAGCGGUCCAUGCAGUUCAACACACGAAUCAAGUCGAUGAAGUUCCGCGACGACAGCAACUCGUGGCUUCUGGUGGACCAAAAUGGGAAAGAGUACACAACGCGCUACGUCGUCACGGCGAUCGGCAUCCUCAACGAGCCCACCCUGCCCGCCAUCCCAGGCGUCGACGACUACAAAGGAGAAGCGUGGCACACGGCUAGAUGGCCCGGCAACCACGAGGUAGGGCUGCGGGGUAAACGCGUUGGUAUCAUCGGCACGGGAGCGACGGGCAUCCAGACGAUCCAGGAGAUAUACAAGGACUGCGGCAGCCUGACCGUGUUCCAGCGAACCCCCAACUGGACUGCGCCGAUACGCAACAGCAAGAUCUCUCCCGAAGAGAUGAACGACAUUCGCAAAAGAUAUCCAGAAAUCUUCCAGGCCUGCUUGGAAUCUUCGUCAUGCUUUGUACACAAGGUCAACCCCAAGAAAACAACCGAGUGGGAUCGGGAAGAACUGCUUGCCCACUUUGAGGAGCUUUACCUGAAGCCUGGCUUCGCCAAGGUUUUGGGCAUCCCAGUCGACAUUUUUAUGGACAGAGAGGCCAAUAAGCUGUAUAGCGAUUUUAUUGCAAGCAAAAUUAGACCGCGCAUCAAGGAUCCUGCCGUGGCGGAGAAGCUCAUCCCCAAGUGUCACGGCUUCAUGACGAGGCGUGUCCCUCUGGAGAACGGUUACUAUGAGGCGUUUAACGAGCCGCACGUGAGGCUUGUUGACUUGAAAGAGACCCCCAUUGAUCGAAUUACGGAAAAGGGGGUUCGGCUUGCUGCUCCGGCGACAAACGGCAAUGGAGACCAGCCCAAGCUGGAGGAGCUGGAACUGGACGUGCUCAUCUACGCCACAGGGUUCGACGCAACUACGGGAUCUUUCAGGGCCAUCGACAUCCAGGGCGUGGACGGGAAGAGACUUUGGGAAGACACUUGGGCAAACUGCAUCUCCACAUAUCUGGGAGUGGCAGUGCCCAAGUUUCCCAACAUGUUCAUGGCAAUGGGCCCCCAUCAAAUGUUUGGCAACAUCCCCCGAUCGAUAGAGUAUACGUGCCAGUGGAUAGUCGACCUGAUCCAAUUUGCGCGCGACCGCAACGUCCUCCGCGUCGAAGCAACCCAAGAAAAGGCCGACGCGUGGUACGAGCAUGUCGAAUCGUCCGGAGUAGGCAUGUUGAUAAACGAGGUGGAUUCUUGGAUGACGGGCGUCAACACAAACUUGAAGCACAAACAAAAGAGGUCUUUGGUGAGGUAUAAUGGACCAGCGCCUGGUUAUAGGAAGAGGUGCAAUGAUGUCAAGGAGAGGGAGUACAAGGAUUUUGAGCUAGUUUUUGGUAAUUGAUUGCGGUAGCAGUUGAUGUGCAGUAAAAAAAACUGGAGACAGGCAGAAGGCUGUAAUACCCAAGAAAAACUAAAGUUUGGAACAAAAGAUCGCACUCAGGUUUAGAACCCUUUGGAUUCAGCUGGAUUACGGUUGACCCCUCCCUACCCACUGGUUCGCGAAGCCCCUUGGC
Messenger RNA from Pyricularia oryzae 70-15, 2271 nucleotides. Its product is annotated as phenylacetone monooxygenase. Gene Ontology annotation, molecular function: flavin adenine dinucleotide binding; NADP binding; N,N-dimethylaniline monooxygenase activity. NCBI's taxonomy places the organism in Eukaryota, Fungi, Ascomycota, Sordariomycetes, Magnaporthales, Pyriculariaceae. The record is from RefSeq and is a predicted model, not a curated record. The coding region runs from base 426 to 2099 and encodes 557 amino acids. The transcript has 3 exons.